Molecule: messenger RNA, 1197 nt
Organism: Parascedosporium putredinis
Lineage: Eukaryota; Fungi; Ascomycota; Sordariomycetes; Microascales; Microascaceae
Source: the annotation of a GenBank genome assembly
AUGUCGUCGCCAUCGCUCCAUCGCUUACAGCCGCAGCUCCGGCGAGCUCUGGCAGCUAGGUUGCCCUGCGCGUCCGCCAGGACGUUCGCCACCAUCCCCGGCGAGGCUUCCGAAGCCACCCCACCAUCCGGACAGACCAAGGCGCGUCGUCCGACAUAUUUCAAGGACACCACUGUCGGCUCCUUUUCCGACUUUGUUGGCGACUCAGCCCCCCACGCCGCUUUCCCCGACCGAUGCCUACACGUUGCGCACCGCCGAGGCAACAACAACUUUAAGAAAAUCAAAUCUGAUCUUCGUGGCCUCGGCCUUCACACAGUGUGCGAGGAGGCGCGGUGCCCUAAUAUCUCGGAGUGCUGGGGCGGCUCGAACAAGGCGUCCGCGACCGCCACCAUCAUGCUGAUGGGCGAUACGUGUACUCGUGGUUGCCGCUUCUGCAGCGUCAAGACGAACCGGAAACCGCCGCCUCUCGACCCGCAUGAGCCGGAGCACACGGCCGAGGCGCUGAGUCGGUGGGGGCUGGGCUACGUGGUUUUGACGAGUGUGGACCGCGAUGACCUGGCAGAUGGAGGUGCUAGGCACUUUGCUGAGACGAUACGGAGGAUCAAGGCGAAGCGGGCGGAGCUUUUGGUCGAAGCUCUCACGGGUGAUUUCGCCGGCGACUUGGAGAUGGUCAAGAUUGUGGCGGAGAGCGGUCUCGACGUAUAUGCCCACAACGUCGAGACAGUCGAGGCCCUAACGCCCUAUGUAAGAGAUCGCAGGGCGACGUUUAGGCAGAGUCUCAAAGUGCUCGAGGAGGUGAAGAGGGUGCGUGGCAAAGAGGGCAUCAUCACCAAAACCAGCAUCAUGCUUGGCCUUGGCGAGCAGGAACACGAAGUCAUGGACGCUCUACGAGAACUUCGCAAGGUUGACGUCGACGUUGUCACAUUUGGCCAGUACAUGCGCCCCACCAAGCGCCAUCUCAAGGUGGAAAAAUACGUUACUCCUGAUGAGUUUGACAUGUGGAGGGAGCGCGCCAUGGACAUGGGCUUCCUGUACUGCGCAAGCGGGCCGCUCGUUCGCUCUUCGUACAAGGCUGGCGAGGCCUUUAUCGAAAACGUGCUCAAGAAGCGCGCGGGGCAAAAGGCGGUUGAUCCGCAGAAGCUGAGCGAUGCCAUGGCUUUGGGUGGCCAGGGCAUCGAGUCAGUCAAGGAGAACUAA